GGAAAUAAAUUGUCUUUUCAGGUUGUCUUGAUUUAUAUUAAUACACUGAAGGAGAGACCAGGAUUUUGAUUAUGUAAAUUUUAUAUACUUGACAAGUUGGUGAACAUUUCUGUCAUUGAAGCUCGUGAUAUUUUGAUUUAGAAACAACUGAUCUCAUUGACUGCGUUGCGGGAAUUACAUUUCAAAAAUAUUAAUACUGUAUCUGUUAGAAAGAAAAUAUGUAGGAAAGUUAAAACAACAGUGAUAAAAGGAGCAACAAAAGUGGUUUUAAACGGCUACAGAAAAUGCAUUAGGAAAAAUAAUAUUGGUACUUAUAAAGACGUUACGAACAUUAACACACAGGACAUCAUCUAGCAUCCCAGACUCUCCUUCAGAUGUUACAGACGUCACUCACACAGAGCACCUGACGACGUCAAGUCUCCUACACAACCACCAUUAUGGUCUCUGCUACUCUCCUCGCCACCUGCCUCACCACUGUAGGAAUCGUCUUUCCUUCCUCAAGCUCCUGGGCCAGCCUCUUGCCUGGAGGCAUCACUGAACACACUCUUCGUGAGAGCAGACACCAGAGUCACAUGGAUCAAACUAACCACAACACCAGCCUACUGAUCCAUGAUAGCAAGGCCACGGUGACGAGAGAGAGCAUCCUAGCGCAAGAACAACCGGAGGAAACAUCCUUGGGUAUCCUGUGCCAGCCAGGGAUGUGGAGAUGCUGGGACGGAAGUGUAUGUGUCUACCAGAACGCUACCUGUUCCGGCCUGGCCGAGUGCCCGGAUGAAUCUGACGAGGCUGUUACACUCUGCGGAUGCCUCCAGAACGAGUACCAGUGUCGGGACGAGUGCAUCGACGCCCUCAGGAGGUGUGACACCGUCAGCGACUGCACAGGAGGAGAAGACGAAGAACACUGCGAGACGUGGGUGUGUCCAGAGUCCCACUACAAAUGCACCAAUGGUCUCUGUGUUCCGUCUGACGCUGUGUGUAACUUUGUAGACGACUGUGGCGACGCCUCUGAUGAACAACAAUGUCACUACCGGAAGUGUUUCUACCUAGAGUUCACCUGCGCUAACGGAGAGUGCAUCCGGCCCGGUCUGGUUUGUGACGGCAUCCUCGACUGUAUAGACGGCUCUGACGAGACCCAGUGCCAGCCAGAAGACUUCGUGGUAUGCAGUUCUGGGAGGAAGGUACACAGGUUCUACUGGUGUGAUGGCUGGCCAGACUGUGCUGACAACCAUGCUGACGAACUCAACUGUGGAGAGUGUGAAGACCGACAGUUCCAGUGUGGUAACAAUCAGUGUAUCUCUGUGGGUAACGUCUGUGACUCCCAGUGUGACUGUCUCCACUGUGAUGACGAACACAACUGUGACACCUUCUACACCAGGAAGUCAGGUGUGACGGUAUGUGAGGUGGGAGCUGCGAUCACAUGUGUAGUAUCAACCUACCAGAGGCACAAGGACAGAUGUGUGGCGGAACACAGCAUCUGUGACGGCAUCAAUCACUGCCACAACGGUGACCAGGUGUCUGAUGAGACCGGGUGCGCGAAGGUGGGCGGUCAGUGCGAGCUGGCGGGAGAGGACGACUCGAAGUUCCUUUGUGACGACGGAAGGUGUCUCCCUCUACGACUUCGCUGCGACAGAAAGAUAGACUGUCUUAAUGGCGAGGAUGAAGAAGACUGUCCUGUGAUGGAAUGUUUGGAGGAACAGUGGCAGUGUUCCAGUGGGCAAUGCGUCCUUCUGACGGACCGAUGUGACCUCCACUUUGACUGCUACGACAAGUCGGACGAGCUUAACUGUAGUGAGCACCGGUGUGGCUCGGGUCAGGUCAAGUGCAACACAGGUCAGUGUCUGCCACAGAGCUUCUGGUGUGACCAUAUCAACGACUGUCCUGACAAGUCCGAUGAGCUAAACUGUGAGGCUGAGAGCUUGGAGUGCGAGCCGGCCGGGUUCUUGUGCGCGAGUGGAGGUCAGUGCAUUCCCAGAGAAGAGAGAUGUAUCAUCUUCAGGGACAGACAUCAGGGCUGCACUGAUGGCUCUCACCUCCUCAACUGCAAGUCGCUGGAAUGUCCGGCUGGAAUGUUUAAGUGUCGUUCUGGACCCUGUCUGGACGCCACCAAGCAGUGUGACGGUAAUAUUGACUGUCCUGAGACCUGGGACGACGAGGAUUUUUGUCGUGAGUAUUUUUUUCCAUGCACGUUCCCUGCUCGAGGCAAGUGCCCGGUGCCGUGCCACCCCUGGGGGCUGACUGUCAGGACUCAACCUCCCCUUGCUCUAACAAGUGCACGGCAUCAACAACUAAUUAAUGGUAUCAAGUGCACGGCAUCAUUAAGUGCACAGUUGCAAUCACAAGUGAAUGUCAUCAAUAACACGUGCACGGUAUCAACAAGUGCACGGCAUCAAAUGCACGGCAUCAAAUGCACGGCAUCAAGUACACAGCAUCAACAAGUACACAGCAUCAACGAGUGCACACCAACAAGUACACAGCAUCAACAAGUACACAGCAUCAACAAGUACACAGCAUCAACAAGUACACAGCAUCAACAAGUGCACACCAUCAACAAGUACACAGCAUCAACAAGUACACAGCAUCAACAAGUACACAGCAUCAACAAGUACACAUCAACAAGUACACAGCAUCAACAAGUACACAGUAUCAACAAGUGCACACCAACAAGUACACAGCAUCAACAAGUACAUAGCAUCAACAGGUGCACACCAUCAACAAGUACAUAUCAUCAACAAGUACACAGCAUCAACAAGUACACAUCAACAAGUACACAGCAUCAACAAGUACACAGUAUCAACAAGUGCACACCAACAAGUACACAGCAUCAACAAGUACACAGCAUCAACAAGUGCACAGAAUCAACAAGUACACAGCAUCAACAAGUACACAGCAUCAACAAGUACACAGCAUCAACAAGUACACAACAUCAACAGGUACAUAGCAUCAACAAGUACACACCAUCAACAAGUACACAGCAUCAACAAGUACACAGCAUCAACAAGUACACAACAUCAACAAGUACACAACAUCAGCAACAACAACUCACAUCAACAAGUCACAUCAACAAGUCACAGAAACAACUCAAAGCAACAAGUCACCAACAAGUCACAGCAACAACUCACAUCAACAAGUCACAUCAACAACUUACAGCAACAAGUCACAUCAACAAGUCACAGCAACAACUCACAUCAACAAGUCACAUCAACAAGUCACAUCAACAAGUCACAGCAACAACUCACAGCAACAACUCACAUCAACAAGUCACAUCAACAAGUCACAUCAACAAGUCACAUCAAGUCACAGCAACAACUCACAGCAACAACUCACAGCAACAACUCACAUCAACAAGUCACAUCAACAAGUCACAGCAACAAAUAGUCACAGCAACAACUCACAUCAACAAGUCACAUCAACAAGUCACAUCAACUCACAUCAACAAGUCACAUCAACAAGUCACAGCAACAAAUCACAUCAACAAGUCACAUCAACAAGUCACAGCAACAACUCACAUCAACAAAUCACAUCAACAAGUUACAGCAACAACUCACAGCAACUACUCACAUCAACAAGUCACAUCAACUCACAGCAACAACUCACAUCAAGUCACAUCAACAAGUCACAGCAACAACUCCCAUCAAGUCACAGGAACAACUAGUCACAGCAACAACUCACAUCAACAAGUCACAUCAACAAGUCACAUCAACAAGUCACAUCAACAAGUCACAUCAACAACUCACAGCAACUCACAUCAAGUCACAUCAACAAGUCACAGCAACAAGUCACAGCAACAACUCACAUCAAGUCACAUCAACAAGUCACAGCAACAACUCACAGCAACAAGUCACAUCAACAAGUCACAUCAACUCACAGCAACAAGUCACAUCAACAAGUCACAGCAACAACUAGUCACAUCAAGAAGUCACAUCAACAACUAUACUGUCAUCUCUUCCUACAGGAUCUUCGCUGACAACAACCUGAGUGUAACUCUGGAUGAGGAACCAAUACGAGGCCACGACAGCAUCGUCUACCUUGACCUAUCGAGGAACCACAUCCAGCACCUGAGGAACGGCACUUUCAAGCACCUGUGGCGCCUCCGCAUCCUAAUUCUUAGUGAUAACAACUUGACAACUCUAACAGAGGGCGCCUUCCACGGCCUCCAUAACCUCCGCACCUUACAUCUUAACGGUAACCAGAUUGGAUCACUCAGCUCCGUGGCAUUCUACGGUCUAGGUGCCUUACCCACACUUGACCUGAGUCAUCAGCGUCUCAGCUAUGUUUCUCCAAGAGCCUUUGUUGGCCUACGUAAUCUUACCACACUAACACUCUCCCACAACCUGCUGAAGGUACUGGACGAUGCGGUCUUCACAGGUCUCCGUAGCCUUAAGAUGUUAGAUCUGAGAAACAACGCCAUUGAAACAGUGAGUGACCAGCUGUUCCACCACAUGCCCAGACUCCACCACCUGGAGACGGAUGAGUGGCGGCUAUGUUGCCUGGCAAGACACGUGGAGAAGUGUUUACCAGUGGCUGACGAGUUCUCCUCCUGUGAGGACCUGAUGUCCAACCUGGUGCUGCGGGUGUGUAUCUGGAUCCUCGGCUUCAUAGCUCUCCUCGGUAACUCCUUCGUCAUCAUCUGGAGGAGUGUUUACUCUAGUGGUAACAAGAUGCACUCGUUCCUGAUCGUGAACCUGGGUGUGGGUGACCUCCUGAUGGGUGUCUACCUGUUAAUUGUUGCUGCUGUGGACCUGAGGUACCGAGGUGUGUAUGCUGCCUAUGAGCUCUCCUGGAGGACAUCUUCUCUCUGUCAGUUAGCUGGAUUCAUCAGUACCUUCUCUUCUGAGCUCUCCGUCUUCACUCUCACUGUGAUCACAGUUGAUCGAUUGAUCGUCAUCAAGUUCCCGUUCGGAGUGCGUCGAGCAGAAGAGAACGUGACGAAGGUGGUGAUGGCUGGAGUGUGGAUGCUGGUGAUCCUCCUGGCUGCUCUUCCUCUCACCAACCUACAAUACUUCAGUAACUUCUACGGUCGUUCAGGCGUCUGUCUGGCGCUACACAUCACCAAUGAGAAGCCAAGUGGAUGGGAGUAUGCUGUCUUUAUCUUCCUCGUAUUAAAUUUGGUAUCGUUUGGAGUGAUUGCUGUGAGUUACGUACUGAUGUACAUGGAAGCUACGGACACGCACACGGCGGCACGGAAGGGCACGGAACCUGGUGGAGGGGACGGAGGAAUGGCCAAGAGAAUGACACUGAUUGUUGCCACGGAUGCUGCUUGCUGGCUCCCCAUCAUCUUCCUGGGCAUCGCUUCUCUCUCUGGUGUUACUGUCCCUCCCAGGGUGUUUUCCUGGAUCGCUGUGUUUGUGUUGCCUCUGAACGCGGCUAUCAACCCAGUGUUGUACACGCUGUCAACGUCGCCUGUCAGGAAGAGACUCAAGCUCCUGAGACUGGGUGUCACCAGCAAGCACACGAGGUCAGCGUCGGCAAUAUCAGGGAGCCGCAUGACGUCGUCGUACAAGAUCCGUGCCUCCACGGACAUGACAGAUUUGAGUGCAUCGGGUGACACCUACUUGCGUAGCAUCUCUGCUAACUCUCAGAUGUGUGUAUACGCGUCAGCCACGUCUCGCUUCCCAGAAGGUCUUGACUAUGUUCCCAAGGGGCCUGGGGAGAAGACAGAGGCCAACAAUAUCUCAGGAGGCCCUUUGAUUCUCUCUGUGAACGGUGGGGAUGGUGUCCACGGGUCUGUGUGUCGUCAGGAGUCACCGUCAACAGAGUUGUGUCGACAGAGCACAGAUCCCGGGGCUAUUGAGCUGGUGCCCCUGGAGGAGCUCACUACCGCUCUUCCUGUCACCAAGAGAUCCUCUAGUCGCAAGUUAGCUCGUAGAAAGAAUGUCUCGGAUAAUCGCUACGACUAGUCGCUCCCAGUAACCACAGCGUUUGUAGUUUACGUUCCAGAUGUGAUAACCAGACUUUAUCAAGCUUGUGCGACUCACAAAUCAAUUCACCAGGAAAAAGUGUGCAUGUGUGUGUGUGUGUGUGUGUGUGUGUGUGUGUGUGUGUGUGUGUGUACACUCACUUAUUUGUGGUUGCAUGGGUCGAGUCUCUGCUCCUGGCUCUGCUGAGUUUUCUCUCCUGGCUGGGUGAUGUCUAUCAUAACUACAAAACUGUGUACUGGUGUUACCACUUCACUCUGCCGGUCGUUCCACUUUCUGACCACUCAGGAGAAGAAAGCAUUUCCUAACAUCUCCGUAACUCGAGUGAUUCCCCUCUCCUCCUCCGGAAAGUCUGUCCUUCGUGACCUUGUCAUCUUUCAGUAUUUCGUACAUUGUUAUCAUGUCACCCCAAGUCCUUUAGUCCUCUGUCAUGAAGUUGACCUCCUUUCAUCUCUACUCAUACCUCAUUCCCCUUAACUUCGGGACAAAUUUAGUUGCAAACCUUUGAUUUUUUUCAAUCUUGACGUGUUUUCGUGAGUGACGUUUUGUUGACGUUCCUGAAACACGUCCUUAAAUUUGUCAGACGUGCGUUUGCUGAGGAAUUUGAUGUGCCUCGGGAGAUAUGAUUGGAACUAUGUUCACCCCGAGGUCCUCCUCCUUGAGAGGAAUUUACAUCGUGUCCUAGUCUGCAAUCUUUUUCUAGUCAUAUUUGUCCUCUACAAUCUCAGAAGUUAAAUUCUAGUAGCCACUUGUCAGACCAAUCUGCAUCUUCUCCAGAUCUUCUCCAUCAAUGUCUUUCCUGGUCUGCCCUUGCUUGUAUUCUCAUUAGUUUUAUGCCAUCUACAAACAGGGAAAAAUCUGAUUCAAUUUCUUCAGUUAUGUCGUUCACGUACACAUGAAACGGUGUAACUUAAUGGUUCAGAGAACCGAUACGUUGAUAAAUUAGACACGUGCAACUUUUGGGUAUAUUUAAUGAGGAAAUGUUUUGCCACACAGUGGCUUCUUCAGUCCAUACAAAGGAGAAUGGGGAAGAACAGAUGAGUUUGAGGUAAUCAGUCCCUCAGCGUUGAGUCGAUGUGAUCAGCCCAUCAAUUUUGAAAAGAUGAUGAACUGACCACAUCGACUCAAGGCUAAGGGACUGAUUACCUCAAACUACUCCUGUUCUUCACCAUUCUUUGUAUGGACUGAUGAAGCCACUGUGUGGCGAAACGUUUCCUCAUUAAAUAUACCUAAAUGUUGCACACGUGUCUAAUUUAUCACCAAGAAACAGUACUGGUCCCAGUGCUGACCUUGUGGCACCCCAGACGUCACACCUGCCCAGUCAAACUCCUCGUCUCAGACAAAACGUUGGUGUCUCCCUCUUGUUCAGUAUUUCUUGAUCCACUGCGGUGUCUUCCCGGUUAUUUCAGUCUGGUCCUCGAGCUCUUGCCCAAUUUCUUGUGUCGUAUUGUUCCGAAUAUCUUUUUUCUGUCAAAAAUGUGCAGUUCAUCCACAUCUCUCUCUCUAUCUCUCUCUC
Molecule: messenger RNA, 7431 nt
Organism: Cherax quadricarinatus
Lineage: Eukaryota; Metazoa; Arthropoda; Malacostraca; Decapoda; Parastacidae
Source: RefSeq, a predicted model, not a curated record